ACUUCUGUUUCUGAGGUACACCUUUGCAGGAGAGCAUAACGGAUUAACGGGUGGCUCUGAAACCGGAUGAGCUGAAUAUAUCCAUCAAGUGAACUCCCCACUUACUACUUACUAGUUACUUCCCCCGCCCCAUAAUUUUGCAGAAGAUAUCAAACUCACCAUUGGGUUUCUAGGUUUUUUUCCCCGGUGAGUUUAUUUAUGUUUCCUUCGCAUGGUGCCCUUCGAUGUAUGAAAAAGCUUCGACUUUUUGUGGGCAUUUCAGCUAGUAGCACCAUUUCAAGGUCCUCUAAGAUUUUCUCCAGUUACAUACACUGCCUUGAAGAAUCGAGACGGAAGAAACCCCAUAGGCUAGCUAAAUCUGUGAAGUCAGUCAACAAAUAUGAAAACUCGGAGAAGGUUAAUGUUUACAUGAGGGAUUUAGUAACUAGAAUAUCAAAUAUAUUGAGAUACUCAACUUGGGAUUCUGCUCAAGGGCAUUUAGAAAAGCUUCCAGUAAAAAAAUGGGAUUCAUAUACUGUCAACCAGGUUCUCAAGACUCAUCCGCCAAUGGAGAAGGCUUGGCUGUUUUUCAAUUGGGCCUCCAAGCUCACAGGGUUUAAGCAUGACCAGUAUACAUACACGACUAUGCUGGAUAUAUUUGGGGAAGCUGGGAGGGUUUCGUCAAUGAUGUAUCUUUUCAGCCAAAUGAAAGAAAAAUGCAUCAAGAUUGAUGUGGUUACCUAUACAUCUAUUCUGCAUUGGCUCUCCAACAUUGGGGAUGUUGAAGGGGCUAUGAAGCUUUGGAAGGAGAUGAGAGAGAAGGGCUGCUGUCCUACUGUCGUCUCCUAUACAGCAUACAUGAAAGUUUUGUUUGACCACAAGCUUGUUAGGGAGGGUGCUGAGGUGUACAAAGAGAUGAUUCAAUCCGGUUGUUCUCCCAAUUGCCACACAUACACAAUCCUUAUGGAGCAUUUAGCCGUCACAGGAAAGUUUGAUAAAGUUGUAGAUAUCUUUAAUAAAAUGCAAGAAGCAGGGGUACAACCAGACAAAGCUACAUGCAAUAUUUUGAUUGAGAAAUGCUGCAAAGCAAGGGAAACAAGGACCAUGAGGAAAAUUCUUGAGUACAUGAAAAAUAACUCUCUUGUCCUUCGUUACUCAGUGUAUCAGGAGGCUCUUGAAAUAUUAAAUAUGUCAGGCGUGAGCGAUGUUAUUCUUCUUAAGCAAGUUAACCGUCACUUUUCAUCAUAUCAUUGCAAUCAGGAGGUGCAGCCAUUUGAAUCUAAUUCCACUACUAUGGAUGUCAGAUUCAAGUUUGAAGAAAAACUUGUCAUGUAUUUGUUGAACAAGCAUAACUUGAUAGCCAUUGAUCAUGUGAUAACUGAUUUGCUGGGGAAAUGCUUUGGAUUGGACUCUGGAAUCAUCUCAAGUAUUAUUGAGGCAAAUUGUAACUGUGGGAGACAAAAUGGGGCUUUAUUAGCAUUUGAUUUCUGCAAAAAACUUGGCAUAGACAUUGAGAAAACCACAUAUCUAACUUUAAUCGGUGUACUUGUCAGACAAAAUUCUUUUCAGAGAAUAGUUGAGGUUAUUGAAGCAAUUUUAGGUGCUGGACAAACUUUGGGUUCACAACUUAGCGCUCUUCUAAUACAAAGGCUUGGCUGUUCAAAUGGCCAUGCUUUUGCUGAGAAGGUAUUUUGCCUGCUGCCUUAUGAAGAAAAAUGCACUGUUGUUUACACUAGUCUAAUCCGUGCUUACUUCUCGUCUGCUAAUGCUAACAAAGGACUUGAAACAUUUGAAAUGAUGAAAAAGGAAGGGAUAAAUGUUGCUUUAGGAACAUACUCCGUCCUAUUAAAUGGCCUUGAAGAAAAUGGCAGAGCUGGUGAGCUAGAAAUCUACAGGAAGGAAAAGAAAAUCUUGGAAGCUGAGUACCAUAACAAAGAGCUUACAAAGGAGGAAAGACUAUGUGACAUAAUAUUUGGUGGUUUGAGAGUGUAGGAUGUGUGGUAUGUGGAAAUCAAAAGUUAAAACAUGCUUUCUCUAUUGGAAUUUGCGCGAAGCUAAUAUGAAAUCUUCACAGGAACAACCUUUCUACUACUUGGGAUAGAUGUAACUAUGUAAGGUGUGAAUAGAUCUCAUCCUCCUCGGGACCUACAUCCAAGUAGGACAUAUUGGAAGAGUUCUUAAAGGAAAUUUAUUCUGUCUCAAACAAUUGGAGGAAUCAAAGUGGAGCCCUAUAGCAUGGGCAUCAUGCCUGGAAGAAGAGAUAAAAAGAGAUGAGUUGAGACAUUCAGCAGACGGAUGUACAUAUCCAUAGCCAAUUCCGGUGACGGAGUUGCAGUAGACCUCGGCAGUGCCAUCUCUAGUCUCCAGGUUAAUGUUGUUCAACACAAUGUUUCUACAAGGGCUGUCUCCUGGGGAAGAAACUUUUACGUCAGAGACACGCACAGAUUCUGACCGAGAUAUGGUGAAGUGCAUCUGUUGGCUGUUCUGAAUUAGGCUGCCCACCAUUUUCUUCCAGAGCCAUCAAGAACCCCUUUUCCUUGGAAUGUGACUGCUUGCAAGUUUGAGAAAGCAAGCCAAACUCUUGGGUUUUUUGCAUCCCAGUUUUCAGGCUCAUCCGGUGCUACAAUUGUUCCUUCAAUCUGUUUCGAGCAUCUCCAAUCAUUUUAUGAACCAUUCCAUAAAAAAGGUGUUCAAAAUAGAAAAAUGAUGGAUUUUUUUGGGUGCAACCUGGACUAUUAAGUUGCGCACACAAGGACCUUUAAAUCUCGUGGCAUUGACCAGGUAACGGCGAUCUGAUGGAACCAAGAGGACUGAUUGUUCUGCAGAACAAGCUUGUGUCCAUGCGUCUGUGAACGCCUGGUAUGUUGUAAAAACCAAUACGGUUUGAAGUUAGCUUAGUUACCAUAGAGCUGCAUUUUGACUACAAUUUCAUCACUAGAAGUGUAGAAAGAAUCUAUAAAUUAUUUUUUGUGAAUGCAAAAAUCACCCAACUCAUCCUAUUGAUGUUCAGCUGGUUGCUGCAGAAAUAUAAAAUGCAACUAAUAUCGGAC
Molecule: messenger RNA, 3029 nt
Organism: Cuscuta epithymum
Lineage: Eukaryota; Viridiplantae; Streptophyta; Magnoliopsida; Solanales; Convolvulaceae
Source: the annotation of a GenBank genome assembly